This is a messenger RNA of Seriola dumerili (greater amberjack), 1691 nucleotides long. RefSeq names its product methionine sulfoxide reductase B3 (gene msrb3). Gene Ontology annotation, biological process: response to oxidative stress; protein repair. The transcript is spliced from 7 exons. NCBI's taxonomy places the organism in Eukaryota, Metazoa, Chordata, Actinopteri, Carangiformes, Carangidae. Gene Ontology annotation, cellular component: cytoplasm. The coding region runs from base 124 to 879 and encodes 251 amino acids. Gene Ontology annotation, molecular function: peptide-methionine (R)-S-oxide reductase activity. The record is from RefSeq and is a predicted model, not a curated record.
UGGAGAUGUGCAGGUCGCCUGUCAUUCUACCCGUAACACAAACAGCCUGUUGAUCAGCUGCACGGACCGUGUUGUGUUAGUGUCUUGUACUAGUAACCCGUGUUUGUGCUCCAGGUCAGGCUCAUGUUCCGACCUGACACCGCCAUAUUACCACUGAGAAUUCUGACUGUCAGCGUCGUGCUCCUGCUGCUGCUUCUCUCCGCUCUCUCUCUCUCUCUCUCCCUCUCCCUCCCCCUCUCUGUCUCUCUCUCUCUCUUCAGUUUGACUGUUUGUCUCAUGGAUGUCCUCUUCAGACGUGGCGUCUUCGUGGCUGUGCGUCUCGCUGUGAGCAGCUCAGUCUGCCGCCCUGCGCCGUGCGCCGCUCUUCUAGGAGCGCGUAGGACUAAGAAGACAUGGCCGGUGAGCUUCUCUCAGGAGGAGCUGAAGAAACGCCUCACACCGAUGCAGUACCAAGUCACUCAGGAGAGAGGAACUGAGAGUGCGUUCACUGGAGAGUUCACGCAUCAUAAAGAUGAGGGGAGCUACACUUGUGUUGUCUGCGGCGCCGUGCUGUUCAGCUCCAACACUAAAUUUGACUCAGGAUCAGGUUGGCCGUCCUUCUACGACCUGGUGAAGGAGGAGUCUGUAUCUCUGACGGAUGAUUUCUCCUACGGGAUGCACAGAGUGGAGACGACCUGCAGCCAGUGUGGAGCUCAUCUGGGACACCUGUUUGAUGACGGACCAAAACCGACAGGGAAGCGCUACUGCAUUAACUCGGCCUCACUGGGUUUCCAGGCCAAAGAUGCGGCCUCCACCUCCACCUCCGCCUCCACCUCCAGCUCCGGGGCUGAGGGUGGAGCUGCCAGCAGCUCAGUGAGCGAUGGGAAGACAGAGCUCUGAAAGAACCAGACCAGACCGAUGACUGCGCCUGUGCAGGGAUAGUCCGAAAACUCACACGCAUUAAAUAGUUAGGAGUGGAGUGGUUUUGAUUCACAAAGUAAAAAUAGAGUGAGGUGGUAAUAAUGCAAAAGGAAGGAAGGUGCUCAGGCCUCAGACACAGACCAAAUACUCUGAUGUUUUAUCUGUCACAAAGGAAAGUGCAUGUUUCGAAAAACAGCCAAUUUGUCGCCAGAGUCGAUGCUGCAGGACACACUGCGUAAACUGACUGCCUUAAAGAGAACUUCCAGUAUUUGUCAGCCUGGGUGUUAAUCUCUGAUUCUUCUGUUGUGAAUAUAGUUCGUCAUAACAUUGUAUUUGUAAAGAUUUGUCGAGAGCAGAGGUGGUGAAUUAAACGUUGUCAUGAGAGAACGGCAUGAAAAACAAAAAAACAAAAAACAAAUACCAGGAUUUUCUCCCUUUAAUGUUCUAAGCUCUGGAUGAAGUGCUGUGUUGUAGACACACACACACACACACACACACAUACACGCGCGCAUAUGCACAUACAUACAUAUGUAUAUAAAUAUGUAUAUGUCACUAUAUUGAAAUGAUAUUUGAUACUGAGAGGUUGGUUUAAAGAUAUCUAUGCAAGUGCUCCUGUCAGCAGUAACACAGUAACGGAGCUGUGACAGAUGGCAUCUUAUUAUGGGUAAACACAACUGUGGCCUUUAGGUUACUUCCUGUAUUUGUUCCUUCUUUGCAUUAGAAAAUAUUUUCAGUCGUUCACAGCUUGAAUUAAAAUAUUUAAUGGAUGAAUAAAAUAUCUAGAAACACUA